AUGUUGGAAACAGGAGGGACCUCGGAAGAGAAAGCCAUUUUACUAUUUUUUUGGUUGCUCUCUUCCGAGUUAAAGAAAGAAGGAACAACUCAUUUUCUAAAAGUUAAAUAUUUAGUAUCUUAUAUAAAAAACUUUAAAUUUAGCACCCAGAUGAUUUGUAGUUUAUGCAAAAGAAGACUACUGAAUAAUCCAAUGUUGGUUUCGAGAUCCACGAGUGGACAUGUGACAUUGAGUUUGUGCCUUUUGUUGUUUGCGUCUGAAUCAAACAACUCCAUCUUUGCCACUGGAAUCUCGUUGUUGUGA
Eruca vesicaria subsp. sativa (arugula) is the source of this 303-nucleotide messenger RNA. The record is from the annotation of a GenBank genome assembly. Lineage: Eukaryota; Viridiplantae; Streptophyta; Magnoliopsida; Brassicales; Brassicaceae.